Molecule: messenger RNA, 363 nt
Organism: Fomitiporia mediterranea MF3/22
Lineage: Eukaryota; Fungi; Basidiomycota; Agaricomycetes; Hymenochaetales; Hymenochaetaceae
Exons: 4
Coding region: 1-363 (120 amino acids)
Molecular function (GO): peroxiredoxin activity
Source: RefSeq, a predicted model, not a curated record
AUGAGAACAAAUCGGAGUACUCACGUAAGCCAACCUGCUGGUAUCACGGGCCCGUAUCAAAAGAUCAAGACUGAGCGUGCCCGGUGUAAACGAGUCAAGGAACCAGGCCUCCUCGCUGAGAUUACAUUGGGGAAGCUCGGGAAUAACUUGGCUGCAUUUAUUGAAUUUCUCGGCGGCACCAUCUGGGCUCGGGGCCUGUCGCACGAGCAUCGAUCUCUUGCAUGCAUCUCAAUCCUUAGCUCGUUGGGAAAGCAGGGUCAAUUAUCCACACACAUCUAUGGGGCGCUUAACAACGGCCCGACAGGAGGAAAUAAAAGAGAUCCUGCUGCAAGUAAUCGUGUACUGGGGUACCAGCUGGUUUAA